Messenger RNA from Heterobilharzia americana, 1622 nucleotides. Lineage: Eukaryota; Metazoa; Platyhelminthes; Trematoda; Strigeidida; Schistosomatidae. The record is from the annotation of a GenBank genome assembly.
UUAGAAACCGCGCAACAGUCAAGGUAGCCGUUACAAGUAUUUGUUAAGGGAGGUUUGGGUCGGCCACCUGUCAAUGUGUGAGCUAGUACUCACUUGCUAGCACCUUUUUCAGUACCUUUUAAGCAGUUCAUCUCCCCCCAGUUAUUCUCGUACUAUCGACUAUUACUACCCUAUCCAGUAUGAGUCGGUCGGUGUUGGAAAUGAAUCUCGCUCGCUUGUUAUACUGUACUGAAUGCCUUGCAUCACAGAAUGAUUUGGGAACCAAUUACAACGCUUAUGUGAAAACUCUAGAAACAUUUCUUAACAAGUUGAUUUCUUCCAGUUAUCGGCCGUCUGCAGAAUCUAUGCGUAAAUAUGAAAUACGAGUAAAAAGGUUAAAACAGAACUGUGGUCCUAUACAUAAUUUGUAUGCAGUAUCUAAUCACCUGUCACAUGAUAAAUUAUCCCCUGGAUUGACUGAAGCCCCAUCAGCUGAUGAUAAUAAUCAUGAUCGCAUAGUUUAUGAGACUGUACCACAGAAUGAAGAUGGGAUACAUGUUGAAAAUGAUAAUUCACCAGUUAUUCAUCGUGUAUACGCUGAUAGAUGCGACUUGAUUGCAAAAGAACGUCAACGUAUGAAUCGAGAUUUACGAGAACAAUUACUAGGAGGUGGUAGUAAGUUAACAGAUAAGAAAUCUCUCUCUGGUCGAAAUCAAAGUUCAACUACUUCAGCUGGACUUCUUCGUGAACAAGAGAUUAGGCGUGAACAGUUAGCUUCAGAGAUGUUAUUAUUGACUGGUGAUUUGAAAAGUCAAUCUUCAGCAAUGGGUCAACGUAUACGAUUAGAUUGUGAAACUGUUGAUAUGAGUAUUGGACAAGUUGAACGGAAUACAACUAAUCUUUCUAGUGUAUUAGAUGAGUUGUCUGUUGAACUCGGUUCAAAAUGUGGUCGAAUUGUUUGGUUCUUAUUUUUUAUUUCAUUAGGUCUAUUUUUAUAUAUGAUAUUGUUUAUGAAAAUGUUUCAUAAACGAAUUCAUUCGAAUUCACCUAGUCUGUCAAGAACAGAGCUGUGAUUAUGUAGACUUGAAGAGAGAAUUUUCUGUUUUGAUUCUCUGAAUUCAACUUUAAUUUCAAGUUUAUAUCAGGUGUAGAUAUUCACUUUUACUUUGUUUGGUCUCUACAGUUCAGAGAUUUAACUGUCAAUUUGUGGGUCAGGGGUUUGAACUCCUCCUGAUUCAGUUUUCCUUUUGUUAUUCAUACUUUACAACACUUUUGAAGAGGUUUUUUUCUGGAUAUGACCUAAUUAAAUACUCCCUUUCAGUAGAUGAUGAGUAAACUUUGUGACAUGUUCACAUAUUUAUCUUCCAGAGCAAUGGCUUGAAAUUCAUUUGUAUAGAUAUUCCCAUGAUCUUCGGGGCAAGUUAUGGCAAAAUGUUGAAAGUACUUGACUUUUAAACCAUCGAGCAUGGGUCGGAACCCUAGGGGAUAUAUAUACAAGUUUGGCAAUCAGAUAGUAGUGUAGUAUAGAACACACAAGAAACGAAAAAAAUAACAGUAACACUUGUAUGAAUAAUAACGACAACACAAGUAGAAAGGAGUUCACAACCUCCAUUGUGUUGCCCUACAAGGAAGGCAUAUCAGAA